CAGCUUGACAACGUCUUUCCUAUAGCAGGGUUAUCAAAACUCCAGCUCUUCGUGUAUUUUUUUUUGUUUGUAAACCAGCAUCUGCAGUUCCUUGCGUCUGCCAGAACGCUUUGCUCGCUGCAGCCAGGAUUAGUGCGGCUGGAUUAAGUGUCGAGUUCAGAAAGGUGCAAAUUCUCAAAGAAGACAAGUGCGUAAAACGCACCAGCGGGAAAGAUGUUGGCUUCCCAAUUCCUUUAGCCCCAGUUGCACUUAUCUAUCGCCCCCCUUAUCCAAGCACUGCGUUUAAUGUAGCCCCUCCAGUUCACUUAACUCUCUCCCCGUCUGUGAACUUGAGCUGAAAUUGCCAGGCCGCCGUUGGAAUGAACAGCAUUUGACCGCCGGCUGCUUCCAUCAACACUAGAGGAUCGGCCUGACGCGGUCUCUCCGUGGGAUCGCUGAGCCCGCAGAUCGCGAAUAUAACAGCCUGCGUUUCAUUUUAAGACCCUGUCCUUCCCGCUGAGCAACCUCGAAAGCAACAACACCGAAACUAAGUUACUGCAAGACUCCGGCUUCAAGAAACCCGUGCAGGCGGUGGAGGCAAUGCCUCGAAACUGCAAUCCAUACUCCCACAGAGGGUGUUAAAUUACUUUACCGUAGUGCCUGGAGUAUAAUUCUACUCUCUUUAAUAAACGCCUUGGAUCGAUGUUAUGGGCAAGUCUGAGAGCCAAAUGGAUAUGAUUGAAGGUAACCAAGAGAAAUCAAAGAGGUCAUUGAAAUCGUGGAGCGCUCUGGAAAUUGGGCUGACCACCAUUGUGGUUCUGCUGUUCAUUGUGGUCAUCAGUUUGAUCGCCCUCUAUGCAACUCGCAAAGAUGAAACGUGUACCACACCGGCAUGUGUGUCAGCAGCGGCCCGGAUUAUUGAGAACGCAGACCAAACUGUGGAUCCUUGUCAGAACUUUUACAAGUACGCAUGUGGAGGAUGGCUAAAGAGGCACAUUAUCCCCGAGACCAACUCUCGGUACAGCACCUUUGAUAUUCUGAGGGAUGAACUGGAAGUCAUUCUAAAAGAUGUACUGGAGAAGCCUGGCGAUGAAGGUUCUGUGGCGAUUCGGAAAGCAAAGACGUUGUUCAAGUCAUGCACGAAUCAAACGGCCAUUGAAAAGAAAGGCGGGAAGCCGUUGAUCGCCAUGCUGAAGGAACUGUAUGAGUGGCCUGUUGUAACAGAUGACUGGGACAAUACUUACGGUAAGAACUGGUCGCUUGAGGCGGUCCUAUCAACAAUGAAUGCCAGAUAUGGAAAACAUGUCCUCAUCGACUUUUAUGUUGGAACCGAUGACAAAAACUCAAACGUUCACAUCAUCCACAUCGAUCAGCCUGGCCUUGGUAUGCCUUCCCGGGAUUACUAUGAGUGCACAGGAGCAUACAAAGAGGCGUGCGAAGCUUACUCUGAGUUCAUGGAGAAAACAGCUAACUUAAUCCGAAAGGACAAAGGUAUGAACAAGACUGAAUUGGAAGUCAAAAAGGAAAUGGCUAUGGUGUUGCAAAUGGAAAAAGAGAUCGCCAAUGCUACAACCAAACCUGAAGAUAGAAAUGAUCCUAAUGAACUCUACAACAAGAUGCCGCUUUCUAAAGUGAUAAAUGAUUUCCCAUUAAGUAUCAACAACACGCUUACAUUCCAAUGGAUGGAUUUUAUCAACCAAAUCCUCUCCCGUGUAUCUCUAACUGCGACAAAAACAGAGCAAGUUGUGGUUUAUGCACCUGGUUAUCUUAGGAAGUUAGCAGAUAUCCUCAAGAAAUAUAGUGACAGGCAAAUUCAAAACUACAUCGUAUGGAUGCAAGUGAUGGAUCUGAUGGGAAGUCUAAGCAGUGCCUACAGGGAUACAAGAACAGCUUUCCGCAAAGCACUCUAUGGCACCACAACGGAGAACGCGGUGUGGAGAAAGUGCGCAAACUACGUCAACAGCAACAUGGACAAGGCUGUUGGUCGCCUGUAUGUGGAGGACGCUUUUGCAGGGGAGAGCAAGCAAAUGGUUGAAGAACUAAUUGAGCAGAUCCGUGUGAUUUUCAUCCAGAACCUACACGAUCUCAGUUGGAUGGAUCAGGAGACGAAAACAAAGGCGGAAGCAAAAGCUAAGGCCAUCAAGCAGAGAAUUGGUUACCCUCCAAACAUUAAGGACAAUGCCAAACUGGAUGAAGAAUACAAAGAGUUGCAUUUCAUCGUUGACGAAUACUUCAUGAAUAUUCUUCAAAAUAUGCAGCUGGGACAGAAAAAGAAUCUGAAAAAACUCAGAGAAAAAGUUGACAAAGAAGUGUGGAUAUCGGGAGCUGCUGUGGUAAACGCCUUCUAUUCUGCAAGCACUAAUCAGAUCGUUUUCCCGGCUGGUAUUCUCCAACCUCCUUUCUUUGGGAAAGGCCAACCAGCUGCGUUGAACUUUGGUGGCAUUGGUAUGGUCAUCGGCCAUGAAAUCACCCACGGGUUCGACGACAACGGUCGUAACUUUGACAAAAAUGGUAACCUCUUGGACUGGUGGUCUCCGCAAUCUGCUUCAAAUUUUAAACGUCUCUCGACGUGCAUGGUGUACAAGUACGGGAACUUCUCGUGGGAUCUGGCAGGUGGACAACAUCUCAGUGGAAUUAAUACCCUGGGAGAGAACAUUGCAGAUAAUGGAGGCAUCAGGCAGGCCUACAAGGCUUAUCAAUCAUAUGUGAAGAAAAGUGGAGCAGAUGGCCUUCUACCGGGGAUCAAGCUCAACCACGAACAGCUCUUCUUCAUGAACUUUGCGCAGGUGUGGUGUGGAAUGUACAGACCAGAAUAUGCCGUCAACUCCAUUAAAACCGAUGUGCACAGCCCUGGUCAAUUCAGAAUUUUAGGAUCCCUGCAGAAUUAUGAAGAGUUCAGUAAUGCAUUUCACUGCAGUAAGAAUACAUACAUGAAUCCUAAAGAUAAGUGCCGAGUGUGGUGAUCAAACAGCCCAGCUGUGUAGAAUGUCUUUAGCCUGGACUUGUUAAGUGAGUGGAGCUUUGAACUGCAAUGAAUAAUUUUGUACUCAAUAAUUUGAAUUGAUCCGAUUCCAAUACUGUUGGCACCUCAUUUCAAUCAAAUUCCCCAAAUCACUACUUCUCAAAUAAUCCAACAAAAAUAUCUAGAUUGGAAACCAAUGGGCUGCAAUGAUAGGCACAGCUACUGCAUCUGAAGACACAAAGUGCUGGAGUAACUUGGGAGGUCAGGCAGCAUCUCUGGAGAACAUGCAUAGGCGACAGAGGCUGACGGGGAUUCUCGAUAGAAGUAGAUAAAAUGAUGAGAGGCAUAUAGAUAGGGUAAACAGUCAGAGCCUUUGUCCCAGGGUGGAAAUAUCCAGCACUAGAAAGGUAUAGCUUAGAAGGGGAACGUUUAAUGGGGAUGCACGGGGCAAGACUUUCACGCAGAGAGUGGUGGGUGCCUGGAAUGCACUGCCAGGGGUGGUGGUGGAGGCAGAUAUGAUAGUGGUGUUGAAGCUUUUAGAUAUGCACUUGGAUGAGCAGGGAAUAGGGGGAUAUGAAUCAUGUAAUCUAAUGUAAUGUAAUCAUGUAUUGUCUUUCUGCUGACUGCUUAGCAUGCAACAAAAGAUUAUCACCUCGGUAAACGUAACAAUAAACUAAAUUAACUAACUAACUAAUGUACAGGCAGAGGAGAUUAGUUUAACCUGAAGAUCCCGUUCGUGUGCUGUUCUGGUCUAUGUUCUAUGUUCCAUGUGAAUAUGUACCUAUACUGUACAUAUUCUUCAGAGAUACUGCCUGACCUGCUGAGUUACUCCAGCACAUUGUGUCUUUUUUUUGUUGUUGUAAACCAGCAUCUGCAGUUCCUUGUUUCCACACUUGACAGCAUCUAAAGCACUGACUAACUUAAUAUUGUGUAGCUUCCCAAAUGACGAGCUCUUGAGCAAGAACACAGCCUUUAAAAGAGGAUGAGAGAAGGUUAAUCAACGCCACUAGUAUUUUAUCGCCUGAUGUAUCAUUCUGCCGAAGAUUGUAAAUGUUUAUAGAACAAUAGGUGCCCAGAUAAAUGAGUGGAGGUCAAUGAUGAUUGAACAAACAUAAAAUAAGAUUUGAGACUAGGAUGAGAAAUCAAUUAGAAGCAAGUAAUGUUGUGUUAAAUUCUGAAUUACAUGCAUAAAAUAAUCCGAUGAUCCGUGGAAAGAUGACAAAGAUUUCCUUUUAAUGACUUGGACUUCAUGCUGCUCUAAGGGGAUUGGUGGAGUGUAGGUUUCAGUGCCAUCCCGGAUCCAACAAAACCCCAAGUCUGGCUGUAAUGGUGGGGAUUGCUGGCCAUGGGUUGAGGUUUAGAGAUAGUGAUCUUUGGGCAGUUUUACCUAUCGCUAUUCUCCCCCUUCAACACAAAUUGUGCUUUGGGAAGAAGGCUCCCAACCCUAAACGUCGCCCAUCCUUUCUCUCCACUGAUGCUGCAUGACCCGCUGAGUUUCUCCAGCACUUUGUGUCCACCUUUGUGCUUUGUCCUGCUGGUAGGAAUGGGUUGUUAACCCAGCUGGUAUUUUGUUACUCAACAUGUGGCAUUUGUCCGGGAGUCAUCAAUUAAGAAGAGGGUGUAGUCUGCGUUUGUGAAGUAAUAGGGGAGGACUUUACCAGAUAUUACCAGAUGUGUAAACACACAAUGACAUUCUGUUCUUACAUACGGUCCAAUAUAGUAUUGUCAUACCUAAAUACAAUCACCAAUUAGCAAAGUGUACAGAAAUAGUCCACUGAGUCCACGUGCAAUUGGUGCCAAGUUUUGGCACCUUUUUCAAAAUCCUAUCUUACGAGAAAUGCCUGAUCCAGGCGAGCCUCAGGUCGCUGCAGAGCCUCCAGCCAUUGCCUAAUUGAACGUCAGAAUCAACCAGUGAACCAACAUCCCUGUCCUCACCGAUCCGAACCAGGACGCCUCCCGCAGCCGACCUCAAGGGCGCGGUAGGACAGACCACGGUUCCCUCUCCUCUCCUACCGGCCUCACUCCUUGCUUGUCACUGACUCCAUCCUCCAUCUGGCUCUGGUCUUCAGGGGACGAGCAGUGGCCGCUCGGGGGCCAUGACCCCCUGGGGCCGUACUUUGUCAUCAGAUGCUGGGCGGGUCAUCAGUUGCAGUGAAAGGUUUUAGCUACAGUCAGUUUUGUUGUCUUCGGUGUGGAAGGACCAUGGCAUCUCUUGCAUCCGGUGAGAUGCACGUUGAAUUUUGAGAUCUUCUCCUGGAAGCAGUGUCACCACAAACCACUUACCCCAUGUGUAUUAGUCACUAGCUACUAGAUUCCAAAGAAGGCAGUCAAAAGGAAAUCUCACCAAAGCCAACCAUUACUCAAACGUCCUGCAAUAUUUUAGCAUAAAUUCACCAAAUCUUAUCUGAAUAUUUCAAAAGAUUAGCACAGGCACACAGGGCCAAAUGGCUUUCUCUGUUUCCACAUGAUUACUGUCAAUACCCUGGAUUGAGAAUAACAUCAAUCCCAAUCCUUUCCAUACACACAUCACAUUCUUUAUCUCCAGAGAUGCUGCCUGACCUGCUAAGUUACUCCAAUGUCUAUCUUUGUUCCCAAUCCACUCCAUUUCUCUUCUCUCCUCUCCAUCCUUUAGUUGGCAACCUACAAUAUAGUGACUGGCCAGCUUAAAUGCAAAUAAAACAAGAAUAAACAUAGUAUAGGUCAGAAGAAAUUAGUGGUGAAUCUGUGGAAUUCAUUGCCGCAGAUGGCUGUGGAGGCCGGCAAUUGAUACCUCUAAGGCAGAGAUUGUGAUAGAUUCGUGAUUAGUAAAGGUGCCAAAGGCUAUGGAGAGAAGGGAGAAGAACAGGGUUGAGAGGGAAAGAUAGAUCAGCCAUGAUUGAAUAGCGGAGUAGACUCGUUUGGCUGAAUGGCCUAAAUCUACUCCUACAACUUAUGAACCUAUGAGUACCAGAAGUCUCGAAGUAAUUAUGAAACUGGAAUUGCAUAGCAUUCCAUUCAGGGCCUGAAGGAGAAAAGUUCUUUGAGGUUAUGAAUUGAGGGACACAUCACACCGACGGAAAUCAGAUGCAAAUAUUACCCACCUUCCCGUUUCAAACACUAAACCACCCGCUGAAUGUUUGCAAUAGUGUUUGCUCCACUUGGGUAGGGUUACUCCUUCAAAUUCAGCAUUCCAAUAUAGUGUUGAUGGAGCUAGAUUUGAAUGGGGGAGGGUGGUGGGGUUGUGCGUUGGGUUUCUUAAAGCUGAUUUUCCUGCUGAGUACAUGUCAUACGGUUUGUGGCACCGUGCGGUGUCACACUAAGGAGGGGGGGCAGUAAUUGCUAGUAGUUGAUGCUCUCGUACAAAUGCUUAAUGUGCAACACACCUAGUGCCUCACCAAACUACCCGACUGCUCGCAUUAGACGGUUCAGUGCUUUAAAAUAGCGAACAUUUGCUUCAAUAAUGAGCACAGGCUGGUUUUUCAUUUGCUACCAAUCAUGGCAGGUUGAUGUGGGAACAGCAGGGAUUAGCGUUUCAAGAAAUGGUAUUGUAAUUCAGUUUGGAGGGUGCGGGAGGGAGGGGUGAGGAUGGGGGAAGAAGGCUUAAUACAUGCCCCAGGGUCAGUGUUGUGUUCAGACAAAGAGGAUAGCUACGCCAUAAUAUUAAUCUGGGUAAAGUAUCGAGGCCACACUCUAACCAGGCGAUUUGUGCAGAGAGCGGCUUCAAGGCGCCUCAGGAGCAUGUUUUGUCUGGUUGGGCUUGUUCUCCAGUGAUUUUAAGGCACAUUAAGACUGCAAGCAGUCAGCUUGUUAGUCGCUGAGCGAUUGUCCUUAGCUGUGAGCUAGACUGAUGUUGAAUCUGAUUCACCGGCUGCUCUCUAGGGUGGUGACUGCAAACAUUUUCCAAGUUGUACCUCAUACAUUAAGAAAUCGUCAUGUCUUUUUACUUUUAAACCAAUGCAACUAUAUUAUCGGGUCGCAAACAACAAUUGACCCCAGUGAAAACUUGAUCUUAUAAAUUAAAUUUAAGUCAUCUAAUGUUGUGUAGGAAUAUGCAAUGUGAUAUCUUUCUCCCCCCCCCUUGGUAAACUUUUUAUCAAAGCUGAUUACCAGGAGUUGUUCUCCGGAACAAAGGGCCUGACGUUUGAUGUUUUUGUGCUGUUCUUGACUGAACUAAUGAGAGGGACAAGAUUUCAAUAGGAACCCGAGGGGCGACUUUUUCACUCUGAGUGUGGUGGGUAUAUGGACGAGCUGCCAGAAGAGGGAGUUGAGGCAGAUAGAUGCUGAGUCUGAAAAAGGGUCCCAAUAUGAAACAUCACUCAUCCACUUUCUCCAGAGAUGCUGCCUGACCCACUGAGUUACUCCAGCACUUUGCGUCUAUCUUAGGUUAUUGAGGCAGGUACUAUAACAACAUUUAAAAGGCAUUUGGGCAGGUCCAUGGAUGGGAACGGUUUUGAGGGCUUUGUGCCAAACACAGGCAAAUGGGAUUAGUUUAGAUGGGGCAUCUUGAUCGGAAUGGGUGAGUUGGGCAGAAGGGCCUGUUUCUGUGUUGUUUCACACUAUGACAGUCAAAUCAAUGCAGCACAAAACCAGUCCAAAUUCAGAGCAAAAUUCCAGUGAACAUCUCACAAAAUUGUACAGUAAGGGAGUUUAUUUACAAUAUCAAAACAUUUAAGGUUUUAGCUUACUUUUGAAUGUAACAUUUUUUUGAAAACUGUAAUUAAAGUGAUUUUAAAAUAAAGCAUUGAAUGUCACUAAUUUUCUAGAGUAAACAUUUCUUAUAAAUGAUACAUGGGAUUCAGAAAUGGUUCCAAAUGUUUUUGAUUAAAUUGUUGCUAUAUUCGACACCAAAGAUUUUCGUAUCUAUUGAAGCCAGUGAGUAUUCUAUUGAGUGCUUCCUUGGUUGUGUACAUAUGCUUUACUAAUUUUUCAUUGAACUUUUCUAGCUGAAGCCCUGUUCCAAUCAUUUGCUGACUAAUACUGGCUGUGCUAAGUUAUCUUUCCAUGUUAUUACUUUGUUGUUGCUUCCCAAAGAGAUCAUUAUCGGACAUUAUCAGACACAUUAAAAUAAUCUGUCACCAACUGGUAAAGAACAUGUUUAAGACAUCACUUGACUCAUAGUCAAGAAAGACGUCUGGUGAGACUUUAAUGAUUGGGUCUGGGCUAAGCUAGUUAAUGAUAAAGGAAGAAUCUUGUUGGAAAUCUGCCUUAACCCUUUAACUGCCUGUUUUGCAUGUUCAAUGGUACUUUAUUGUCACAUGUGCCUAGCUACUGUGAAAUUCAUCUUUUGCAAACAAUUUGAUAACAAUCUUACUACACAUUGGUACAAUUAGACCUAAGUACGAGAGUGUAGGAAUAGUAGAUAACACUGAAGCAAUACACAAGAGACACCAUGUUUCUGCCGCCAUUUUGUAUGAUUCAAUCCCAAAGUUGUUCAAAAUGUAGAGUCUUAACUUGGCCAUAAAGUCCCGUUGUCCUUGUUGGUUUGAUAGUUGGUUGAGUGAUUGCUAGUUCUUCACGAGCAAGGGAAAGCACAAGAGAUACUUGCUUUGAUGUUGAGAUGAUGCCCGGCAAUGUUUCACUCACUUCUAAUGCUAGUGCAAUCAGAUGUCAAUAUGACUGAACUGUACUGGCUACUUGAGAUGUGGCCCCAACUUUUUACAUUAUAGAAUGGGGAGAGAGUUGACUGAAAGGCAGACCCCCUGCUCUGAUCCCAGGUAGAAUUGGGAUCCCACGAGAUCCCUCUUUGCCAGCGCUAUACUGCAGCGAUAGAGCUGCUGCCUCACAGUGCCAGAGACAUGGGCACGAUCCUGACUACGGCUGCUGUCUGUACAGAGUUUCUCCCUGUUACCACGUGGGUUUUCUCCGGGUGUUUAGUUUUUCUCCCACAUUCCAAAGACACACGUUUGCAGGUUAAUUGGCUUCUGUAAAAUUGUAAAUUGACCCUAGUCUGUAGGAUAGUGCGGGUAUAUGGGGUGAUCAGUGGUCGACGCAGACUCGGUGAGCUGAAGGGCCAUUUUCCACGCCGUAUCUCCAAAGUCUUAAGGAAGUCACCCACAGAAGUCGUGCCUUCUAGCUCAGCAUAUUUUCUCUGAAUUUCCCCAGUAACUGUUGCAAUGACAGGUCAGUGGUGAGGGCAUCGAGUUUGGAGUUUAAUUUCCUGACACAUCUGACAAGGCAGCUGGAUGGUCGGAUGAGUGGGACACAAGAAUCUCCUGAAGGGGCACUAAAUGAACCAAGAUGUAGGCUGGGGAGGAUUGAUAAUCGCAAGCAUGCAACCCAAAGAUGGUGGUGCAUGUACAAGCUUUACAAAGGACAACCUGAUUCAUUGGUGUUGACUUUAGGGAAUCUCAAUUAAACAAUAGCAUCCUUUAACCUUCACUGUAACAUUGUGUUCUGCUUAAUUACAAUCCCUUAGUUAUAGUCCCUCAAAAAAGGACUUCUCUAUUUUUGUUAAAUAAAUAUACCUGCGGGGGAACAUAUUUAGACCUCUCCUGGUUAAAUAUGUCAGUCAUAUGAUUGGAGAGCCGAAAGACCAUUAGUUAAUUAAAUUGAGGCAAUUAAUGUAUAUAUUUUGCUUUAACACCAGAUGCUUUGGGCAUUGGCUUUCAAUUAAAUGCCAUGGCUUUUGAAAUUGGCUUGAGAUAAAACGAUUAAGAAUUUUUAUCAAGAGAAUGCCUGGGGUAAAGUGUUAAGCAGAUUUCAAGAGACCAUACAUAGAGAAUGACAAUGGAUUCUCCUUUGUUUAAAACUAAGUUUUCAUUUUUUUCUCCUGUUAUGAUUCAAAAAUUACAAAUGAUUUUCUGCAAAUUGUUUUGUUUAUGAAACCAAUAAAAUGAUUGCAAAACGCGA
Leucoraja erinaceus (little skate) is the source of this 9769-nucleotide messenger RNA. RefSeq names its product neprilysin-like. The record is from RefSeq and is a predicted model, not a curated record. The coding region runs from base 687 to 2942 and encodes 751 amino acids. Gene Ontology annotation, cellular component: plasma membrane. Gene Ontology annotation, biological process: amyloid-beta clearance; protein processing. Gene Ontology annotation, molecular function: metalloendopeptidase activity. Lineage: Eukaryota; Metazoa; Chordata; Chondrichthyes; Rajiformes; Rajidae. The transcript is spliced from 23 exons.